Molecule: messenger RNA, 915 nt
Organism: Recurvomyces mirabilis
Lineage: Eukaryota; Fungi; Ascomycota; Dothideomycetes; Mycosphaerellales; Teratosphaeriaceae
Exons: 2
Coding region: 1-915 (304 amino acids)
Source: RefSeq, a predicted model, not a curated record
AUGUCCAUCAUUGCUCGCCAAGCACGGGUCGACGAGCCGUCCUUCAUGCCAGACAAGAUCGAACGUCAUCAGCCGGACGGAUUAGGAGUGAAGCAACACGAGACACUGUGUACUCUACAGCCGGGCAAAUUGUGGGCGAAUGCCGUGUCGCUGGAGAUGGCGAUAGCUCAGAGUUGGCACCACCACAUCUCUCCACUAGGCCUUGCAGAGCUACGAGGGUUUCAACUCCUUGUGAAGUUGAUCGUAUCCGUGGUACUGAACGAGUACGCUCAUAACGCGGAGGACAAUCACGACAAGUGGGAAUCGCCACUUCGCCAAAGUACAUUCUCGAUGGUGAGGUGGGCGCUCUGGUCACUGUUUGAAGCAGGGCCAGAUGUUUCCUGGCGAGCAUGGCUGGAGGGUCCAACUACUACAGGAUCCAGAACAUAUCUCUCGGAUUGGCUGCACGAACGAUGGAACGACACUAAUCCGAGGAUCGCCUUUGCUCAAGACGAAUUGAUUCGCCUUGUUCUAGAAAUCUGCAUCAACGCCUGCAUAGUCGCGCCUAUAGGUCAUAGAACAAAUUACACUCACCCACGAGAGGACAAACGUAGAGUGUCCAACCUGCUGGACGACUUGUCCUUGACCAUGGAACCCAUUGCAGCACUCCGACAAGAGGAAAGGGCUCGAGACUGCUUCAAUCGGUAUAACCUGAUAUACCAGGAUGUGCCAUAUCAUCAAUACCUCCGGCUCGACGAACGUCUGGGUCUGAAGAGUGUUCCGCCUCGCAAGAUGAUACGCUGUUUCUUUGGCGGACGCCAUGCGGGUUUCAUAGUGCCAGCCCAGGAGGAGAUUAAUAUUCUGCGCGUUAAGAACGACUCUGAGGAUCAAAUGCUGGAAGACAUCCGGCAUGGCCUCGUGGUGCUGCCCGCAUGA